This is a messenger RNA of Ustilago hordei, 1449 nucleotides long. RefSeq lists its product as uncharacterized. Bases 1 to 1449 code for a protein of 482 amino acids. Gene Ontology annotation, biological process: regulation of transcription by RNA polymerase II. The record is from RefSeq and is a predicted model, not a curated record. Gene Ontology annotation, molecular function: RNA polymerase II cis-regulatory region sequence-specific DNA binding; DNA-binding transcription factor activity, RNA polymerase II-specific. NCBI's taxonomy places the organism in Eukaryota, Fungi, Basidiomycota, Ustilaginomycetes, Ustilaginales, Ustilaginaceae. The transcript has a single exon. Gene Ontology annotation, cellular component: CCAAT-binding factor complex.
AUGCAGUCUUAUUCGCAUCUCUACGAGCCCAUGAGCCACCCCUCGGGAUCUAGCUCACCGCAUCCUACCUCUCCUGGUGCCAUCAACAUUCCAUACACUCGCUCGCCCUCUGCAAGUCACCUCGGCGCACCUACACCAGGCUCGAGCAAUAUGGCACACAACCCCUUGUCAUCCUUUGGCGCAUUCUAUAUCCAACAUCCCACCUCCUCCCAUCCCAACCACGCACCAUCUGCUAGCCAUCAUCAUCAUAACCACCACCACCACCACCAUCUCGACUCUUAUGCAAGCUCGGCAAACACACCUCAUCAGCACCUCUCCCCUGCUGGAGACCAUCGUUCCUCGUCGAGUGCUUCUGUCGCUGCUUUCUCCAAUAGUGGUCGUCUUAGUUGGGCCAACUCGCCUGCUGAUUCCUACCACGGCCUUCCCUCCAACGCCACCACCCACAGCAGUGGUACCGAUAGUCACUCGAGCUUUGCCAACCAAAAGUAUCCUUGGGACAUUAACCCGGCUUCAAUGCCAACCGAAGGUGGUCAUACUGGUUCGCCCUACUCUGCUUCCGAUCUUCUCCAUCCCGCAACAGCCAGCGCCUUGGGUCUUGACGAUGAUUCCGGGUCCGGAGGCAAUGUCCGUCCUCGCGCUCGCAAACGUACGAGAGCAGAGGAUGAGCCGAGAUCAAGACUCUCGUCAUCCAGUCGUAGUCGAACACGUCCACGCAUACCCAGUGCUCUCUCCAACGCAAAUAGCCCUGCUAGCGAUUUCCACCAUAGCAUCUCAUCCUAUCAUGCAGAACCAGAAGAUACCGAUAUAACAGCUUGGAUCAACGCUGGAGAUGCACAAGAUUUCGCUACUUCCCAUGUUGGUCUUGGAACCGCAGAUCACUCCCGACUUUGGUCUUCAUUCGCACCUGCUAUUUCUACCGAUGCGACGCAUACAAGCCCUCAUCACGGUUCAGCUACUGCACCCGCCCUCCCUACCUCUCGCGCGCAGUCUGUUGUGGGUUCAGAAGACUUUACCUACCACGCAUCUCCAGCCAUGCACGCUGGUCCUUCCAAUCCGGGCCUCUCGAUUUCCAUCCAUCAGGACGAUCCAAUCCAUUCAAAGCCAGAACCACUCGCCGCUCUGGAAGAGCAAGUCGCAGCAACAGAAGAUGAACCUCUCUAUGUCAACGCCAAGCAAUACCAGCGUAUCUUGAAGAGGCGCGCUGCAAGAGCACGCAUAGAGGAACAGAGGAAGAAAGAGUUUCUUGCGUACAUGCAGACGCGUGAAAAAGCUGGCAAAGAUGGUGAAAUGGAUGAGGAGGGCAAGAAACCUUAUCUUCAUGAAAGUAGACAUAGACAUGCGGUAAGGAGACCAAGAGGUCCAGGUGGAAGGUUUUUGACCAAGGCCGAGAUGUCGGCGGCGGCGGCGGCGACGGCAGCGGCGACGGCAGCGGCUGCUACCGCCUCGUAG